Morus notabilis is the source of this 1190-nucleotide messenger RNA. RefSeq lists its product as uncharacterized. NCBI's taxonomy places the organism in Eukaryota, Viridiplantae, Streptophyta, Magnoliopsida, Rosales, Moraceae. The record is from RefSeq and is a predicted model, not a curated record. The transcript is spliced from 9 exons. The coding region runs from base 84 to 1040 and encodes 318 amino acids.
CCUAAUUAAAGACGCUCACGGACGCUAAAAAAGGUAAUUUCGUCGAGCAUUUGGUGUGCGACAUUGCGAAAACGAAGUGAAUCAUGAAGGGGAACAAGGCGACGGUCUUGACCUUUGCUCAAAAGUGCAAGGGUAUAUUAGCGUCAAACUGGCAAGGCCACCUUAACACCAUCAAAGCUGACGCUAAAGGAAGCAAGGGGAACAUCCACACAUCAAAGGUUAACUACAUACUCAGGAAAGGCAAGCCAUAUAUUUGGAUACCCGAGAAGGACUUGCAUAAUGUGAACACAAUCAUCGACGAACGUGGUUCAUUUUCCGUGGCCAGUCCCUUCCCUGGACGACUGGCAGCAUUACUUAAAUCGAUAGAAAAGCUACCAGCUCGAGUUGCUCUAACUGGGGAUGUUGUGCCUUAUAAAGAUCAAAAGUCUGCGGCAGAAAGCCUUGAAGAAGUCAUACUCUCUGAGAAGAAGGCAAUUGGCGAGUCUAGUUACACAGUCUCUGGUGUAUUAAGUUCUUCAGAUAAUUCUAGUACCUCACGAAGCAAAAACCUUAAGGAUCUCUUGGAAGAGGAUGCAAAGUAUACGGUUUAUAAGUUCAACCCAAGAUCAUGUGUAUUCAUCGAUACCAAUGGAGGCACCCACAAAGUUGAUUUGGAAGAUAUGCAUACCUUUAAGGCAGAUCAAUUAGCACCUUUUUCUGCAAAGAUAAUUGAUGGAAUUAAUCAAAGUGAAGCAAGGCGUCGUGCACUGAUGCUUUUUUGCUUCAUGCACUUGAAUGCGAAUAUAAAGGAUGCAUACGUGUUAUCUACCGAUCAAAAGGGAUUCGAUGUGUUGGGAAAGGGUUCUAGUCCAGUAGUAAAGGAUGGUGUUGCUCAGUACCAGUGGAGGGAGUAUCGCUUCUCGUUGAAGGAAGAGGCGAGGGAUGCAGAAACUUUUUGCCGUCAACUUGUGGAAAUGGAAGAAGAGGCCGUUAAAAAGUCUCAAGCUUUAGCGAUCUUGGAUGAGAAGAAGGGGCCUCCCUUGUCUAGAUCUUUUCUAUGAAAGAAUAAUUCUUUUACUUUACUCUUUGAAGUUCAAAAACCAUGAACGUUGAUAUAAUUUUGAAUAAGUUUUAUUGUUCUAGACAAGCCAAAUUAACUGAAAUGGAUUGUUUGUUGUAAAAAUUCUGUCUCUCUAUAAUAAUAGAUUCCU